UGACACGCAUCACUUUCUUAUUGGAUAUAUUAACAACUUUCAUACGCAUCUAAAGAACAAGGAUUAAAACAUCAUGGAUCUAGGUGACAGAGUUUACGCUGCGGAACGGAUUACGAAGAAGAGGGAAAAGCGGGGUAAAGUAGAAUAUUUCGUAAAGUGGAAGGGAUGGAGCAAAAAAUACAACACAUGGGAACCAGAAGAGAACAUUUUAGACGUCAGAUUAAUCGAAUUAUACGAAGAAAGUCAAAAAGGUGGAGAUGUAACUACAAGAAGACCUAGACGGAGGGAUACUAGAUAUAGUGAACAUGUUUUGGCCAACAUGGUUGUUGAAGAAGAACCAGGUGGAGAUGAGAGAGUCGGAGAAGAUAGUCAAGACGAAUCGACUACCGGUAGCACUUCUGCUCCUCGUCUAAAUCCCGUUGCACCUGAUGAAGACACGCUUCCGAGUUCUCUCGAUGGGCACGAAUCGCCCACAGCUCCAGAAUUAUCGGCAUCCGCUUUCAGCGUCGAUUCAGAUAGUUCCAAUAGCAGUGUAGAUAGUCCUUUAUUGCCCAGGAGAGAACCGAGUGGUACAAAAAGAAAAGCUGAAGUUCUUAGCAAAGAAUCGGGAAAAAUUGGUGUUACUAUUACUACAAGUCCAAGUGGAAGUCCUCCACCAAAUAAGAUUCCUCGACUAUUGCCACUAAAGAGUAAUCCAACAUCUCCUUCUUAUCACAGUCACAAAGUUAAUGGUAGAAGGCCAUCAUCAUCGAGUGUGAAGUCGACACCAGAAGAACCGUUGCCAGCAAUGCCAACAACGCCAGCUCCUGCAGUACAAGAGAAAAAGCGUGCCGAAGCCGAUGUGCCUCAUGGUCCUCCACCCUCGUUGCCACGUGCACCACCCGCACCUUUAUCUCCUCAAAUAGAUACUCCUUUGGAACAGCCUAGCAAAAAGAGGCACUUGUCCGAGCAAAAACAAGAAAAAUCGAACGGAACUGUGGCGGUAGAUACGAAUGGUCAUAAGUCACCCAGUCCUACGGAUUCAUACACGAAUAACAACAGGUUAUCAACUGUUGUUAAUGGGCAUCAUAGUCAUAACAAUAAUAAUAACCAUACCAACAAUAAUAACAACAAUAAUAAUAAUACAUCGAGCGUGAAACAAACAGAAAUUACAAAAACAGACAUGUAUAUUCCUCUCUCGAGUCCUGGUACGGAUUAUUGGCAUGCAAGGAAUCCAGUUGCCGAUCAAGUGUUCAUUACAGACGUGACGGUGAAUUUGAAGACCGUUACCAUCAGGGAGUGUAAGACUGAAAAAGGAUUCUUCCGGGAGAGAGAUCCGAAGAGCGAUAUCUAUUAACAAGUUCUGAAUAAGGACGCUUUAUUGUGAAUUUCUAAUACUGAACCACGCUUGUAAAUAUAAAUUAUUUUCACACGUUGAAGUGUAGAGCCGAAGAUGGUUAUAUAUAUAUGUAAUCAUAUAGUAUGUGACGAUAUUGAGCUAUAUAUAUAUAUAUAUAUAAGAACGUUUUUCUAAAGAAGUAAAACGGAUUUUUUUGUGGUUAUAAAGAAGAUCAAAGUUAUGCGUAAAUUAUGACAAAAUAUAUUAAAAUUUAUAACUCGCAGUUUCUGGUAUAUUAUGUAUUCUGAACGAAGUUCCAAGAACUUCCAGAAACAAAAAAUAUGAGAACUUAAAAUUCAAUAUUAUGGAUACGAUAUCCUGUGAAUUUUAUUGCAAACAAAAUUGAAUAGUCAGAUUUCCAGUAUGUUAAGUGAAAAAUUAUUGUGUGAUUAUCAAUGGAUAAAAGAUAGUAAGACUAUCAUCAUGCGACAACCUUAUGCAAAAGAACAACGGUACGUCAUGAGUCGCUGUCAUGUCGUGAUAUAUACUUGUACAUUUUUUAAAACGCUUGAUAGUCCAUAAAUCUCUGUAUUAAAAGACAGAGAAAAAUGCAAAAAGAUCUGAACGAAACAUUUUAGAAGAUAAAUACAUUUUCUCAUUGAUUGCAUUUUCGCUUGUAUUAGAACUCUGCAGAAAUAAUAGUAUAUCUUGUAAAUUAGUUGAUUUCAAAUUUUACUAUGAUAAAAUAGUACAGAUCUGGAAAGAAAUAUUUUUCUAAUUCGUUUUUAGAAUAAUCAAAGCAGCUUCGUAGAAGCGAUUUAAGAAAAUAUGAAAAAAAAUUUUUCGAGUAUGGGAUUGAAAAAAAAGAACUGUUAUCUUAAUAACAUAUUUCUCAACAUUAUGAUAUUAUAUUAUAUUUAACGAUGAAUAUUCUGAUUUUUUUCUCUUUUUCUUAGCAAUAUUGUGUCACAAAAAAAAAACAAAUAUUUAUUUGUAAAUUUUAAAUUUGACAAAAGCAUUACUGAUUUUUUUCAAGUUAUAGCAUCACAGAUAUACACACAUGGAAUUCAAUACAUAUUGAUAAAGAAAUUGAAAAAGAGAAGAAAAACGAUGUACGUUUACCAUAUACGUACAAUAUAAUAGACGAUCAUUUUAUUAUAAUCUCUAUAACGUGUUCUAUAUCGGUUAUCGGAGUUUUUGUUACGAAUCGAUGAAGUAUUGUUUAAAUGUGUUAGCUGUUGCAUUUUUUUAUACUGUCAAAUGUGUUUUCUUCUUUUUUCUUUUUUUUCCUCUUAUUCGAAUUUAAGGACUGACUGCGCAUCAUACGUUUUUACGCGUGCGACAUUUAAUUCCAACGAUAUAUAUGUAUAUGUAUAUAUAUAUAUAUAUAUAUUGAGAAGUAUUUAUGCAUAUCCUUGCGAAAGCGCCAUUUUAUUUUUUAAGAUAGGUUGUCGACAUGUAUUCACCAAAUAGAGAUGUUCCUACCUCGAAAACGGUCAUCCUGAACAGAGAAUUGAGUACAACAACCAAAUUCUAACAAUUUUUAUCCAAAUUAAUUAAUGUCGCUAAACUUUUUCAAAUAUCAUGAUUUACUUUUUUUAUUUUUUACUGUUUAUUUUACUUUAUUUUACUUUUUUUUUUCUUUUUUUCAACGAUUUCCACCGUACAAUUGGCGCGCGAAUGCACCAAUUUCAGAACCAGUAAAUCCGUGAUAUAAUUAUAUAAUCGUAAAACUUAAAAGAAAAAAAUCAUAUACGUUGCUUAUUUAUUGUAACUAAUAUAAAGAAAGAAAAGUUUUUAGGUUUUUACAUUCUUAGUAUAGUAUUAUUAGAGACUAUAUGUACACGAUAUGUCCUAUUUGACGAAAAACGAGCCUCGUUCGAACAAGUUUUCUUUAAUAUUAUUAUUAUUAUAAUUUAGAAAGUUUUAUUAAUUAUUUAAAACAAUUUAAUACAUCUCUGCAACGAAUGUUAAAUAUUUAAUAUUAAUAUUUUAUUCUUUCCCUAAUUGUAUAAUCGAUUUUCAGCAGAAAUAGGGAAUGAUAAUUUUUAUCUUUUUAAAUGAGAAAUAAAAUGGGACUAAUUGUGUACAAUUAAGUCACGUGAUUCCUUACAAUUUCUAUUGUAAGGGAUUUAAAUAAACGUUUAUUAAAUUGUUGUGUAAUCCAAUUGUGUAAACCAACACAUUCUGUAUAUUAAGAGAGAAAUAUUCUGUAAAAAUUGUAAAUAGUCGAACAUUUACAACUCUAUGAUAAUAGAGUAAGAAAAGAAUGAGUGAGAAUGAAAGAGAAACUCGUAGCUUUAGACCUUUCAGUUAUCGUAAUUGUAAAUAGAAAACAAAAGCAAAAACCCCUUUAAGUUGUAAAUGUAAAAUCACAAACUGCAGGUCUAGAGAAUCCUUUUUAGCUUUAGAGACUUUGAGAUAGACUGCGCGUACCUUUAACAUUGUUUCUGUACUUAUAGAAUAUUCAGACUCUACUUAUAAUAAUUAAAAAAAAAAAUACACAUACACAUUCACGGAAAAAGAAAGAAAGUGAAAGAGCGAUUACGCAGGCAUAUACGAUAUAUGAACCCCGGUAGUACCAAAUUCUAAACGGCAAUUUUAGUUCUGUCUGGUACAGAUUCCUUAUAUUUCAAUAAAAUCUUUAUUUGAAUUUUU
Messenger RNA from Apis laboriosa (Himalayan honeybee), 3976 nucleotides. Its product is annotated as polycomb group protein Pc-like. The transcript has 5 exons. The coding region runs from base 74 to 1336 and encodes 420 amino acids. The record is from RefSeq and is a predicted model, not a curated record. NCBI's taxonomy places the organism in Eukaryota, Metazoa, Arthropoda, Insecta, Hymenoptera, Apidae.